Molecule: messenger RNA, 2924 nt
Organism: Gloeophyllum trabeum ATCC 11539
Lineage: Eukaryota; Fungi; Basidiomycota; Agaricomycetes; Gloeophyllales; Gloeophyllaceae
Exons: 16
Coding region: 64-2724 (886 amino acids)
Biological process (GO): DNA-templated transcription; regulation of DNA-templated transcription
Molecular function (GO): DNA-binding transcription factor activity, RNA polymerase II-specific; zinc ion binding; DNA binding
Source: RefSeq, a predicted model, not a curated record
ACGUGUUCGUAGGUGUUCAUCCGAGCCGCACCUACAUAGAAAACAGCUUCGGACGGGAUAGUUAUGGCCGCCAUGGCCUCUGCGGAAGACCUGAAAGACGGCCAAGGUGGAUUCAGUACUGCUAAGAAACGGCGAGUUCAACGAGCCUGCGAUUCAUGCAGGCGGAAGAAAAUUCGGUGCGAUGGCAUAGAGCGUACAGAUCAGAAGUGCUCGAAUUGCUCAAUAUCUCACGUCGAAUGUACGUACGAGGAUGCUACCAAGAAACGAGGUCCUUCAAAGAGGGUUGCAGAGAGCCUCGACAGUCGUCUGAACAGAAUGGAGCAACUUCUCAACAAGAUGGCUGCUGGUGACACUUCCGAAGACGAGACGUCCAGCGGUAACGUCUCGGUAGCCACAACCUCUCGCCCACGAGAAUCCCUGGACCAUGAGAGCCCAUUGGACGGUACCCUUGUCGAACCCUGCUGUGGACCACCGCCAAUUGGGGAGGGUUGCUUUCUUGAUCCAGACAUGUCCGACAUGUGCUCUGGGGAUUAUUUUGUAAACGGUCUCACGGCCCACAUGAAGUCCCUUUCCCUGCAACCUGUCGUCCCUCGGUAUAUCGGCGAGUCUAGCGGAUUCAGGUUGCUCAACAGUACCUUGGGCCUGAAAUUUGGGCAUGCCAUUGCAAAGAACCCGGCCCUGAGACCUUGGGGCCGUAUGCGUACUGAAUUUUGGUCAGCGUGCCCCUGGGAAGAGCACAAUAAGGCGGGUCCCUGUCCGUCUAGCCAGGCUUUCGAGUUUCCCCCCGCAGACCUCAUGGAAUCGCUUAUAAACCUUUACUUCCGCUACAUAAAUGACUUUGUGCCGUUGCUUCACGAGCCAUCGUUCAAGAAGAAGGUAGCAGGAGAUACUCAUAUUCGCGAGGACGCAUUCGCGUGCCUGUUGCUGCUGGUUUGUGCAUGUGGGUCAAGGUGGUCGGACGACAAACGAGUCCUCAUCGACGGAUAUGACGGUUGGCAUUCCGCGGGGUGGAGAUACUUCAAUCAACUACGGCCUCGGGUAGCGUGCAGGUCGCUGUUCGCACCUCCGUGCUUAUAUGAGCUGCAGUCUCAUACUCUCGUGACCGUUUUCUUGAGCUCCUCGUCUGUACCGGAAUCCGGCUGGCUGGUAAUUGGGGUGGGUAUCCGAGCAGCACAGGACAUUGGAGUGCAUCGCCUUCGAGGCUGUAGGUCGCCGGCGCUGUUGGUCGAGGAUGAGCAAUGGAGACGCGCUUUCUGGACGCUCGUAUCUUUCGAUCGCUACUACAGCGCCACUCUUGGUCGAUCCUUUGCUAUUAAUGAAGAAGCCUUCGACCUUGAUAUGCCCAUUGAAUGCGAUGAUGAGUACUGGCUUGACUCCAAUUCGAAUCCCGUCAUGAAGCAACCGGAGGACAGACCAUCCAAGCUCGCAUAUUUCAUCUGGUCAAUCAAACUGGACCGGAUUCUGGCAUUUGCUCACCAAACGAUAUACUCCAUCCAUAAGUCGAAAUUGAUGAUGGGAUUCGUGGGAGAUGAAUGGGAGAAACGCAUUGUCGCGCAGCUAGAUUCCGCUCUGAACGAAUGGAGAGACAGCUUGCCAAGCCAUCUACACUGGGACCCACAUCGCGAAGACUGCCUCUUUUUCCUCCAGUCCGCUUAUCUCUACUGUGCCUACUACCGUCUUCAGAUAAUAGUCCACCGGCCCUUCAUCCCGCAGCCCGGAAAGACCUCGAACCUCCCCUCUCUGACGAUCUGCACCAAUGCCGCCCGGGCUCUUAUCCGUAUACUUGAUACCGUCCACCAGCGCGACAACUGUCAUUUCCCGCAUUUCCUCUUUACCGAGUCCGGGCUUUUCAGCGCGUGCAUAGUUCUACUGUUCAACGUAUGGGCAGGCACGCGAUCAGGGCUCUGUUCUGAUCCUUCCAAGGAGAUGGAUGAAGUCAAGAAAGGCCUGCGUGUAUUGGAACAGUCUGAGCCGCGCUGGUAUCUGGCAGGCCGAUUGCGUGACAUACUAUGUAGUCUGGUGGAAGCCGGAGACUUGUAUUCCAACCCCCGUUAUAUGCCAGUCAACAAGCGCCAGCGAGAACAUGAAGAGACUGAGGACAGAGGGAUGCCCGGUCGUAGCACCGAUGCGAAUUUUGGCUCUGGCACCGACGACGCUUCCCAUUCUAUCCUCCAACAGCCACAGUAUGCGGACCCGUCAACGUCAACCUUUGACGCGAGUUCUCUGCCGACUCCAGCGGAUGUUGCCGGCCUCCCAGUUUUUAGUCACGAGACGGGCAAUCUGGCGUUAAGCACUGACUACGAUAUCUACAACGCCUUCUUAUGGGGCAGCCAAACCUCACCAAAUAUUGGCAGGGCAUUUCAACCGGACGGCGCGUCUCUCCAGGCAACCACACCGCUAGAUCUCCUUUCCUCCUCGGCGAGUCUGUCGCAAGUGCAACCUCCAGUUCAUUCUGCCCAGUCGCCUAAUGAUCGAGGCUUCAUGGGACCCUCUCAGGGGAUGUUGCCAUCCGGAAUGCAGUCCUCUCAGGCUGACGUUGGCUCCGAUCAUCCGGGACCACAAGCGAAUAUAUUCUGGGACGACCACCUAUCCAAUUUGUGGCUCAAUGCGCCAAGCGGAUUUUCAUUCGACGAGUGGGGUAACUUCAUCACGAACGUAGGAGAAGACCCAGGUCAGUUCGGCCUGGGCAGUGCGGGGCUCGACGAUAGCGAGCCAUUUCAAUAGAGUUAUUAGAGUGUAGAUUUCGGGCAACUCUGUCAUUGUAGCUAUACAUCCCACUCCCUCCUCCGUUCUGUGAACUCCAUAGAUCAUCUAGAGUAUUGUGCCGAUACUGCCGUUCGACCUCUAAGACUAACGAACUUACUCUAAUGCUCUGGUUGUAGUGGAUACUACAUUGUAUCGUUGGCUAGGACGUUUAUGUGCGA